AGGGGAUUGUGGUCGCAAACACGAAUCACAUGGCCGCUUACCAGUAUCAUGAUCGGGGGUAUGGGAGAGAGUUUGGCCGUCGGUCACUCACGUGGAAUAGAUGACGGAGAAUCGCAAAGGUAUAUCAGCAGCAUCUGCUGCUGCGAGCUUUAGGAACUUUCUGCGAACGGUAGGGAUCAGCCAAGUCACCGACAACAUCCUCAAGUCUCCAGAGAUCUCGUGCCGCCUUCCUCCACCAUGAAGUUCUCUCUGUCUAUCGCUCAAGCCUUCUUGGUGGCCCUUGUCGCCUCGGCCCCCGUCGAGAUCUUGGAGCGCAAGACAUACGGAACCACGGCCAACGAGUACACACAGGGUACUUGUAAGAGUGUCAUCUUGUUCUUCGCCCGUGGAACCACCCAAGCCGGCAACCUCGGUGACAUGCCAGGGCAGCAAUUUGCGACCGCCCUCAGCAACGCUAUUGGCACAGACUUCGCGGCUCAGGGCAUCAGCUAUUCGGCCAGCCUUGUCGGAAACCUGGCAUCCGGCGGGUGCCCCGCGGACGAGGCCGAGGACAUGGCUGUGCUCAUCACCCAGGCGGCGACCAAGUGCCCGAGCGCCAAGCUCGUGGUGGCCGGAUACAGCCAAGGUGCGGCGAUGGUCCACCGUUCCAUCGAGCAGCUCUCCGCUGCCACCGUGGCCAAGAUUGCCGCCGCCGUAACGUUCGGCGACACGCAGAAACAGCAGGAUGGUGGCAAGAUCCCCAACAUUGCUGUUGCCAAGACGAAGAUCUACUGCAACUCGGGCGACCUGGUGUGCCAGGGUACCCUCAUCAUCACCAGCGCUCACGGCGACUACACUUCCAGCGUCAACCCUGCGGUUACGUUCAUUAAGACUCUUUUGUAGGAUUGAAAUCAAGAAACCGGUUGAUGCCUUGCUUAGUCUCAUUGGAUAGUCAGUCCUCGGGUUUAUUCAACGUAUAUCAUGGAAGUCUGAAGCAGCCUAUACCAUGUUGGCAAGACUGUAGAUUCCCUCAAAACAUUCCAGUGGUUGGGGUUGAGGUUGAGGUUUAUAUGAUUGCGAAGUCUCCUAGCGCUUUUGAUGCUCUAUUAGCAUUGGGGUAGUCUGAAGUUGCUUAAAAUCAAACUCGAUUGCCAUGUUGCAAAGUCAAAGUCUCGCGAAGCGUUUUCAAUUGCUACGUAGUUCUAUCAUAGAUUAGGUAGGACAAAGUUGAAGUCUAGCAGCACCUAUACUUUCUCAGCUUCU
Molecule: messenger RNA, 1242 nt
Organism: Truncatella angustata
Lineage: Eukaryota; Fungi; Ascomycota; Sordariomycetes; Amphisphaeriales; Sporocadaceae
Product: cutinase
Exons: 2
Coding region: 238-882 (214 amino acids)
Biological process (GO): carbohydrate catabolic process
Cellular component (GO): extracellular region
Molecular function (GO): cutinase activity
Source: RefSeq, a predicted model, not a curated record